GGAACGGGGAAGGGGGCAAUUACCAGAAGUUUGAGAAAUCAAUGUUUAUGCCAUCAGGUUGGAUGCUACCCAGACAGAAUUUAAGGUGUUGCUCCUCCAACCUGAGUGUGGCCUCAUUGCAGCAGCAGAGGAGGCCAUGGACUGACAUGUCAGAAUGGGAGUGGAAGUGGAAUUGAAAUGGGUGGCCUGCUAUUUCUGCUCCUAAUCUACAUUGAGUCUCACUGAUAUAAAGGAGGCCACGCUGGGAGCACCAGAUACAGUAGGUAACCCCAACAGACUCACAAGUGUUGCCUCACCAGGAGGGAAUGUUUGGGGCCCUGAAUGGCAAUGAGGGAGGAGGCCGGAAUGGCACUCGUUCUGCUUGCAAGGGUAAGUAGCUGAAGGGAGCUCAGUGGUGAGGGAUAAAUGGACAAAGCAGCUGCAUCGGAAGCAAUCACUGCAGAAAGUGGGAGGUUGCACACAUCUAUAGAAGUUUGUCAAAAGUUUUAGAUGUCAUCCCAAAUCUUCACAAACAUCUAAGGAAGUAGAGGCACUGCUAUGCUUUCUUCAUAAUUGCACUUAUGCGCUGAGCCCAGAAUAGAUCUUCUAAAAUAAUAACACUGAGGAAUUUAAACAUUACUGACCCUCUCCACCUCUGAUCCCUUGAUGAGGAGUGGCUUACGAACCUCUGGUUUCCUACUCCUGAAGUCAAUAAUCAGCUCCAUGGUCUUGCUGACAUUGUGUUUGUUUAUCGUGGCACCACUCAGCCAGAUUUUCAAUCUCCGGCUUAUAUUCUGAUUCAGCUUUAGAUUGGCCUAUAACACUGAUGUCAUGAGCAAACUUAAAUAUGGCAUUGGACCUGUGUUUAGCCUCACAGUUAUAGGUAAUACAAGUAGAGCAGGGGGCUAAGCACUCAGCCUUGUGGCACUCCAGUGCUGAUGGAGAUUGUGGAGGAGGAGAUAUUGUUGUCAGUCUGAACCAGUAGGAUCUGCAAGUGAGGAAACUGAGGAUCUAAUUGCACAAGGAGGUAUUGAGGCCAAAGUCAUGAAGCUUAUAGAUUAGUUUUGAGGAGAUUAUAGUAUUGAAUGCUUGAUUUGUAGUCCAUACAGAGCAUCCUGACGUAUGCACCUUUGCUGUCCAGGUGUUCCAGAGUUGAGUAAAGAGCCAACAAAAUUGCAUCUGUUGUGAACCUGUUGUGCUGGUAGACAAAUUGGAGUGGUUCCAAGUCACUUCUCAGGCAGCAGUUGAUGUGUUUCAUCACCAACCUCUCAAAGCAUUUCAUCACUGUGGAUGUAAGCGGUAACUGGACAACAGUCAUUGAGACCUGUGCAUCAUGCCUCUAGACUAUCCAAUUCUGUCAACAUAUUGGAACAAUGUUAAUUUGCUGAAAAAAGCAAUUUGUUAAGAUGAAAAUAGUUGCUGUUGUUGAGUGCCGUCGAGUUAUCAUUGACUCAUGGCGAUGUUAUGGAUAGUGUAUUUGUCCAUAGUUUUUUUGUGACAAGAUACAGAGGUAGGUUGCCAGCCUUUCUUCUGUGCAGAUACUGUUGCUGCCCAGGUUGGGACACAGCCGGACUUGAACUCUGGGCCAUCCAGCUCGAACCAGUGAUGAGGUCACUACACCACCGGCUAGCCCAUACAAUAGUAACUAUUAUUUAUUUAGAGAUACAGCCUUUGACCCUUUGUGCCACUCUGCCCUAUACUCACUAAUGUAACCCUAGCCUAAUCAUGGAAUAAUUUAAAAUAACCUACGGUCUUUAGAUUACAGGGGGGCUCUGAAGCACCCCACACACACGGUAAGGAACUUGCUCACAAAGGAUGUUGAAACUGAAGUCUGUUGCCCCGAGCUGUAAUAGCAUCACACUAACUGCUAUAGGCCUCCCUGGAUUACAACAGGGCUCCAAUCCCAAAAACUGUCUGUAACCAAAACAGUUUGUAAGCUCUCUGAAAAUAUACUUGCACAAAAAUAAGGGCCAACCAGAGCAUUUAACUCAGUCACUCAAAUGUCUCUGCAAAAUGCAGUGAUGUUGCCUCCAACCUAAUUCCCACACAGCACACGAUGUCUGAGGCCCAGGAGCAACUGGCAAAUCCAUCCUAUACUCAAAUGCUUGUUCAUAUGUACAGGUUGUCCUUAAAUCAGGCAUUCAUAAUCUAGGGAGGACCCGUAUAUAAGUAAUACGAAUUUUAAAAAAAAAGAAUUGCAAGUGAAUAAAAGAUUGUCAUAAACUGCUUUACAAAUAAGUGAAAUACAGCAUUUUCUGAGCUGCAGUCACUGUUGCAGUCUAAAAAAUGACUUCCUAUUUUUCCCUAAAGAAAACAAACAAAUUGCAACAAAAUAAGUAGCAAAAUCAUUUUGCAUCUUAAGUGUUGGUUAAGGCGUAAAAGUUGUCCAGGUUAUGGUAGAACUCCCUCCUUCCUCUCCCCAUUGACGUUGUCCAGCCUAAAGCAAUGGAAGAUUGCAAAACAUAAAAUAAUAUUUAUAACUCAUGACCCUUAAAAGUAAAAAAAAAUAUAGGUACGUGAUAUUAUAGAUUGACCAUGAUGCACUUCAUAUCAGAACUGGCUCGAUUGGAGUUGUAUUAUCUAGUCUAUGUACCAAAGAACGAAAACUCAUUUAACCACAACACCUUUCUAAACAUAGAUAUGCUUUGCCUUUUAUUGCAGUCAGCGUCCAGCGCAGUCGGUUCUAGUUCAGUGUGUUCACGGCUGGCCCGUGCGAUUCAGCUCUUUUCGAUUACAAUUCCAUUCACUCGUUACAAUUUCUCUGCACUCCACGGGCUUCUACAUUGUUGUUUUGUUUUGCAGUACAAGCCCCCAUUCUCAGCUCAGCAACCUGUGUUCAAGUGCCUACAGAUAGAAGUAUCCUGCGUGUUACGCCGGAUUUUGUUAAAGAAACGCGCCUUGUAACAGAUUAAUCAAGAGUCCCCACAUAUGAUUGGAGGCUGAGUCGUAAGAACUUGAUCAGGGAAAAACAGAAUUUACUUUUUAUCCAGUUAUUGACGUUUCACUGGAAUGGAAUCGGCUGAGGAACAGGAGUCGGAACAGGAUUUUGGAUAUGAUAUCGAGCUAUUUGUAAAUGCCCCAGAUCCUGAAUUCAUCUGUACUAUCUGCCACGGCGUGCUCAAAGGUCCCGUAGAGCUCUCCUGCCAACAUGUCUUUUGCAAAGGCUGCAUUUCAAGCUGGCUUGUGAGGAAGCAUGAUUGUCCAUAUUGCAGGAAAAAGGUGAAAGGUGUGACUCGAUCUGUGAUACCUAUGAUUCACAACAUGAUUGGACGACUAAUAAUGAAGUGCGAAAACAAAAUCUAUGGUUGCCGGUAUACUUUUCCACUCGAACAGUAUGAAAAGCACAAAGCUGCUUGUGAAUAUAGAAUAGUGAGCUGCAGGUAUGAAGGGUGUGCCACUGAAAUGUUUCAUAAGAAUAUUGCUGCUCACGAACAAGUUUGCGAACAUUGGAACCAGCCAUGCAGGAUGGGAUGUGGAGUCCAACUUACCCGGAACCAGCUAGAGGAGCACAACUGUUACAGGGACACUAAAAGAAAAUACAAGGGAAAGAUUACAGUUCUUAAAAGGCGCUUGAGUUGCAUGCACCAUCGUUUAAAGUUAGUGGAAGAAAUUCUGCAGAAUUUGACUGCAGACAAUCACUUACAGCUGUUGGAAUCAUGCGUUUGUGAAGAUGCCGGCAACCCCACAGAAGGCCAAGAAAAAGGUAACAGGAACAUACUUAAUGCUUUGGAAUACUGUGAAAAUGAAAGUCAGUAUUCCAGGAGUUUUGUAUCAGCUUUGGAAAUGGCAAAAACACCACCAGUGGAUGACGGUGAAUUGGGAAGAAGAAUUCAUUGAUUAAUUGAAUAUAAAUGUUUGGCAGUUCAGGCUAUCAUCUGGGAUCAACAAUUCAAACUGAUGCCAAAACCCAAGAGCAUAAUACUACAGAUGCUGGAAAUACAACUGAUCGUCUGAAGAUGAUCAAAGUUUUAGCUUGAUAACUUCUCAUCUUCUGCAAUUUCAAAACGUCUAACGUUUCCGGUUCAUAUCAGGGAAGGUUAGAGAGAACAAAAGUUCUGUGAAGGAGUGAAGACCAGGACAGCGAAUGAAUGCCACAAGUAGCAGCUCUACUGGUUGAAAGGGUUUGAUAAAGUAAGAAACACUACAUGUGAAGAUUUAAAAAGCAGAUUAGUUACAAAUAGAUCAAUUCAAUCAUUGUUUUUACUUUUAAAUACAUAUGAAGCAUUGGACAGAUUGAUUAUCAGAAUCAAAACAAAUGGGAUCUGGUAAUAGGUCACCAUUCCUCUUUUGAAUAUAAUUUUUUUUAGGUUUAAUGAACUUGAAGUAAAGGUUUUUCUGUCUGAAACUGAAUUUCUCUAUCAGCAGGCCUAUCAGCCUUGAGAUUUCAGAUUGUUCUAAUGUUUAAAAGUUCCUCUUGUGCAACAGAAAAUCUACUAGGGAGCCUUCAAGUGGAUAAGACGAUUACUAAAUUGUAUAAUACCACAUCUGUAUUCGAAUGUAAAUUGUGGGUCAGAUGAUACUUUCAAAACAACUGUGCCAAAGAUAUUUUCUUUUGAAGACAUGCAUAUUCUUCUGAUUGGAUAUGUAGUUACCCCAUGUGUUCUGUUUUGUCCUAAAUGUGAACAUGAGUUUAAUAUUCACAUCUGCUUCUAUCAGUUUGAUGACCAAGAUGCAGUUUUGAAUCCCAAUUCAAUUUAAAGAAGGGAUGAUAGUUCUUGAUAUAUUUUGAAUUUUAUUACAGGAUCAUAUGGGAGGCAGGUAAAAAUUAGCAAUAAAUGCAAAGCUACAAUUAUAAACCAUUGUACUACUUAAAUACAUUUUAAAGGAUUCAGUUAUCCAUUAAAAUUUUGUUAAUUGAAGUCAAUAAUGAGAAAUUAUAAAUUAGUCAAAUACUUCCAAGGACAAUUUGGUGUAUUCUAAAAUUAAACUGUUAAGAAAGCUGCUAAAUGCAAAUUAAAGCUUUCAAUUUACCAAGAACAAAAUCUGUUGCCAAGUGCAGGUAAUAAUUACUUUCUUUCAGUGAACUUACUUUAUUGUAGUUCUGUACUGUAGAGUAGUAGUCCAUCUAACUAACUUAUCCAUAACUUAAGAAAACCUGGGGAAGGGCUGGCAUAUUAACUGGGCUGAUUGCAGUAAUCGUUGCUGGUUGAAUUAAUGCAAUCUGUUGCCCAUUUUAACCAUCAUCUAAUUGAAAUAUACCCGCGUUUUGUAUUAAAUGUUCAGUUUUUUAAAUCUACUUGUACAUUGCAAUUGAAUUAGAAUUUUCUUAAGAACAACUUAGUCAUGAGUACACACUACUUAACCUUAGGUACCUUUUCAUUUGUUCAGACAAGCGUUUGAAUUUUCACUUUUUUACAUAUUUAAAUCUAUUUGUCACAAUUUUGACUAGCAAACAAGCAUUUGUAAUUCAGAUAAAAUAUAAAAAUUAAUUUGCAGCUGCUUUAAGAUUCAAUGUGUCUAAUUUUUCUGAAGAUGUUGCGAAGAACUUCAAGCUGUUUAGUUUAUUUUUCAGGUGAAUCAGAAAAUAUUACUGAUGGAGUGAUGGAUGAAGCACAACACACAAAUGAGGACAGUAUUUCCAUCAGUUCCACUUCUAGCAUUGAACAAGAAUCCAGUCUAUAUGGAAACAACACUCAUUUGUAUUUUGAAACAGAUGAUG
Hypanus sabinus (Atlantic stingray) is the source of this 5638-nucleotide messenger RNA. It is a transcript of the gene rnf151, whose product is annotated as ring finger protein 151. Gene Ontology annotation, molecular function: zinc ion binding. Gene Ontology annotation, biological process: tumor necrosis factor-mediated signaling pathway; regulation of canonical NF-kappaB signal transduction; protein K63-linked ubiquitination. The record is from RefSeq and is a predicted model, not a curated record. Gene Ontology annotation, cellular component: plasma membrane signaling receptor complex. NCBI's taxonomy places the organism in Eukaryota, Metazoa, Chordata, Chondrichthyes, Myliobatiformes, Dasyatidae. The coding region runs from base 2989 to 3816 and encodes 275 amino acids. The transcript has 5 exons.